ACCAUCGCCGCCAUAACAGACUUCUACACCUUCUACAUCACACUCCCCUACCUUGACCUCGGCGUUCUGGUUUUGCCGCCCAAAGACGGCUGGCCCACCAUCAACACCACCGAACUAAAAGCUCGUGGCAAGACAGACGAAGUAAUCGAGCUCUUGCGCCAUCUACCUUAUCUCUCACACCCCUCCCCUCANGCCAUAAAAACUCUUCCCAGUCAUGUGGUUCCCAUAGCAGAAGCAACGGAUAGAGAAGGAACGUAUCUGCUCCUUGACACAUUAACUGGAAACAUCACUAGCUAUAACAUUCUUGCCAAUGAUCUUCAGGGCAAUUGGGAUCAAUAUGAACGGCUAGAGGAUAGAGAUAAAUGGAGGGCUUUCCCUACAGCACCGCUGAAGCAGUUUUUUGAGAGGUGGAGGAGGUUGUAUGAGAAGUUGAUUUGGAUGGUUGCACCACCUGUCGACGAUUCCCACGGCGAUACAGGCACAUAUUUCACUAGGGCGGAUAAUGUUGUNGGGGAGAAUAACUUGCUGGAGACCGACGAGUCUGACGACGUUGAAAUUGAGGACGAAGUUGUGUACCAGAUCUACAGGCGGAACGGAUGGCCAGGAAACUCUUUCAAUACGGAGGCCUGUACAACUGAACUGAAAGAGUACCUGAAAUAUGCCGACUAUUGA
Messenger RNA from Aureobasidium vineae, 672 nucleotides. NCBI's taxonomy places the organism in Eukaryota, Fungi, Ascomycota, Dothideomycetes, Dothideales, Saccotheciaceae. The record is from the annotation of a GenBank genome assembly.